UGCUCUGUUUUCACUUUUGAAUACAAAACCCCUUUUUCCCCUGUUUCCUUUUUAGUUAAAACAACUCCAUCUCCCCUGUCUAUUGUGUUUACGCGCUGAGUCGCCAUAACCGAGUUGAGCUGUUGAUUUUCGACACUGCUAGUCGAAUCUUUUGCUGGGUUUAUGUUGAAUGAUGAGUUCUGUUUUGUUUACUACAGAGUUUGUUUUUUUUAGUGUGCUACUAGUUCGAGUCUUGCUUUUCUGUAGUUUCGUUUUUGCCGAUUUGUUUUGGUUGUUAUGAGUUCUGAAUCGUGAGUUGUUUGAGUCGAUGGUAACGGAGUACUGGGUCUGUUUUCUUAAACUGAGUCGUAGUAGUAGUAGUUUUCGAGUCGGUUUGCUGAGUCUAAAUCAAGUUUCCCGAGUCUGUUUUUACUCUGUUUAGUUGAGUCGCUGCACUGAGUUCAGUUGAGUCCAGUAAAUCGAGUCAUAGCUUUUGCUGGGUUUGGUUGGCUGUGCUGAGUUCCGAGUCGUUUCUCCGAGUUUCUUCGUUUUUGUUGCUUCAUUUGUUUAGCUUCGUUUUUGUUGCUUCAUUUGUUUUCUGGGUUUGAUUUCUGUUGGUCGAAGUUUAGCAGUACUGAGUUCGCAGCUGGUGUCUUUUGUUUGAAUUCGUUUAUACUGAGUCAAGUCAAUUGGGUCGGUUUGUGUCGAGCUGUAGUUUCCUGUGGCUGAGUUUAUGAUUCUGAGUCGCUAGCUGAGUUUCUUGUUUUGCUGAGUUGCGUUACCGAGUUUUGAGUUUUAGUCUGAGUUUGCAUUACUGUUAUUAGAAUCUGCUGUUUUUCUGCCGAGUGAGCUCUGUUUUAUAACCGAGUCUGCCAUGGCUUAGUUGUCUGUACGAGUAGCACAUAAAGUUCCGAGUUGGUUUUGAUUUUUCUGAUGCUGUUUAAUGUUCUGAGUUUGCAGCCUCUGUUUCUGAGCUGUUGAGGUUGUUUUAGAUUUCAAUUGCUCUGUGUUCGAAUUUUUAAAUCUGUUAAUCUUGAAUUGGGUAUUGUUUUUUGUCUGCAAGAUUGAAUUUUUAUUGGUUUUUUUUUUUUGUUUUAGAUGAAUUAAGGACUUGGGUUGCUGUAGAAUUGGCAUGUAUUUGCAAGAUUGGAUUUUUAGUUGAUUAUCUGUUUUGUGGAUGAAUCAAAAACUUGUGUUUCUUGAAAUCUUGCAUUGGUUAUUGUUAUUUUUGUGCAAGAUUGAAUUUUUAUUUGAUUAUUUGUUUUUGUAGAUGAAUUUAGGACUUGGGUUGCUGUAGAAUUGGCAUAUAUUUGCAAGGUUGGAUUUUUAAUUGAUCAUGUGUUUAAUAGAUGAAUCAAGAACUUGUUUUAUUUUUUGAAAUUGGGGAAGUUGGUUUGAUAGAAAGAAUGAAAAUCAAACUUUGUUGUGAUUUAUCUGAAAGAUUGGAUUUUGAGUUUUACAGGUAAUAAGGAAGUUGUGUUGAUAUGAUUUUGGGUUCAGUGAUUUGUAAUAUAUAUGCAAGAUUAAAAGUUACGGGGUUUAUAUGGUUAAAUAGUUACAGUGAAAGAACACGUGUAGUCUUUAUGAUGUUUUGGUUUAAAUUUUAAUUUUUGCUUUUCAGCUAAUUGAACGUCAGUUAAAGAUAUGGUUUUGUAGAGCUUCUAUAUGACUAUGGUAUGGGAUGUUUAGUCUGUGUUAUUGAGUGCAGGUAACAGCUACUUCUGGAAAUAGCUAUCACUAUGCAGAGAAUGUGCAGUCUGGUCAGUUUAGUUUUCAGGCAGUAGAAGCUGGGGACUACAUGGCUUGUUUCUGGGCGCUUGAUCAUAAACCACCAACAACGAUGACGGUUGAUUUUGAUUGGAAGUCAGGUGUGGCUGCAAAGGAUUGGUCUAAUGUUGCCAAGAAAGGCUCUAUAGAUGCCAUGGAAAUAGAGGUGAAGAAAUUGUACGAAACCGUUACGUCCAUUCAUGAGGAGAUGUCUUAUCUUCGUGAAAGGGAAGAAGAGAUGCAAGAUCUUAAUAACGCCACAAACUCCAAAAUGGGAUGGCUCAGCUUGUUGUCCCUUUUGAUUUGUUUAUCAGUUUCGGGUUUGCAAUUGUGGCAUUUGAAGUCAUUUUUCGAGAAGAAGAAGCUUAUUUAACUAGAUUUAGUAAUGCCUUAUAACGGACACGGGUUAGAGAUUUUUCAAACAAAAGUUGGUAGUUUAAACUCUUAUAGAAUGAGAACUUUUUUUGCGGAUUUAUUGGUUUAUUAAAUCGUUGUGAACUUCUCUAA
This is a messenger RNA of Daucus carota subsp. sativus, 2253 nucleotides long. RefSeq names its product transmembrane emp24 domain-containing protein p24delta7-like. The transcript has 3 exons. The record is from RefSeq and is a predicted model, not a curated record. Gene Ontology annotation, biological process: Golgi organization; intracellular protein transport; endoplasmic reticulum to Golgi vesicle-mediated transport. Gene Ontology annotation, cellular component: endoplasmic reticulum-Golgi intermediate compartment; endoplasmic reticulum; Golgi apparatus. The coding region runs from base 1778 to 2119 and encodes 113 amino acids. NCBI's taxonomy places the organism in Eukaryota, Viridiplantae, Streptophyta, Magnoliopsida, Apiales, Apiaceae.